CAAGGACUCGAAUCAGUAGCUAUCAAGACGCCGUACGCGAAACAUUACACUGAGUCAUAUUUAAUAAGUAAAUAAAUAAAUAAUAAUGACAGUUAAUAACUUAAGCGUUAAUGAAGAAAAUUUUCAUAUGUUUGCAUGGUGGGCAUCUAUUUUGGUACUGAAAAUUUUUUUCACCGUUGCUUUAGUUGGUUUUUGGAGACAUUACAAAAAAAUUUUUCUGUCACCAGAAGACGCAAAGGCUAUAAAAGGCUCUAAAGUUGUGUACGACGACCCGGAUGUCGAGAGAUGUCGACGAGCGCAUUUAAAUGACUUGGAGAAUAUUUUACCUUGGGUGAUAUCCACGGCCUUAUGGCUUACUACGUCUCCAGAUCCUUCUACCGCGGGAUUUUUAAUAAAAACAUUUGCUAUAAGUCGUAUUAUUCAUACUAUUGUUUACGCGGUUAUUGUUGUAAGACAACCGGCAAGAUUUUUGGCUUUCAUGAUAGGAUUGUCUAUUACUGUUUAUCAAACUUUCGCAACUGUUUAUUAUUACUCUUAAUUUAAAGUAGAAAAAUUAUUAAUUAUUCAUACUGUAUACUGUAGAAAAUCGGGAGUGGAUUCGGAGUGAUUACGGAUUUUUUUAAAAUGCGAAUUCACUCCGUUAUACGGAGUUUUAAAAAAAAAUCAAUUCGCAAAUGGAGUAAAUAGGGAGUUUGUUUUUUCAGCGGAGUGAUUUUGGAGAUAACCCGAAAGUUAGCAGACACUUAGUAAUUUUUUGAUUUUUUUUUUCACCAAAUCAAUUACAAAAAAACAAAAACUAAAAAUAUGCACAUACAGAAAAUUUAAAAAACUUCAGGAGCAAUUUUUUCAUAUAUAUUUUUUUUUUUAAUUUAUUGAUUAAAAAAAAAUUAAAAAAUUAUUAGACGUCGGCUAACUCCGGUAUCAUAUUUUGGAGUGGGUGGAUUUUAUUUAAAUCCGCAUUCACUCGGAUUCGGAGAUUUAGUAUUAAAAUAAAUUCUCUUUCGGAGUAAAUUUCACUCCAGGGGAUUAAAAAAAUAAAUAAUCAUCCGCUCCGCAUUCACUCCGGAUUUAAUCCGCGUUCACUUUGGAAAUUUUUUACCGUGUAACGACUUAAAUUUAUUAUCCCACACGGAAAAAGAUAUAUCCGGAAAUAUAUACCGGCAAAAUAGCAUACAUACGACAAUACUAAAGAUAUAAGCCGGGUAUAUAAUAUUGUGCCGGGAUAUAUAUUUUUUCGUGCGGGAUAUAAACGACCUUUUGUAUCUUUGCAAAAUCAUGGUAAUUAUGUCUGUAAAUCUGAAUAAUUAAACACCUAUACCUUGAAUCAUAAUGAAGUUUUUUAUACAAAAAAAAAAAAAAAAAAUUAGAUUAUUAUCAAAGAAAUAAUAAUCAAAUCUACUCGAUUUUACUCCGAAUAUCCUAUUUGUCCAUAUUUCCCUGCAUACACAAAAUUCCAAAGCAAUAACUUGUAAAAAAUAAAAUUCCUCUACAAUUUCCGUCCGAAAAUUUACUACACAGCAAUAAUUUAAAAAAUGUGUCAUUUUUUUUUAUCAACUCGAAAAAAAAAUUUAUAAACCACUCGUGUAAAGUCUUAUUGAGAAAAAAAUUCAAAUAUAUAUACGAACAUAAAUAACAUUGGUUUAAAAUAUAUCGAAAUUUCCCCUAAUACAAUAUUACUUCUCCCAGCACAAACGUAUGUAAUAUAUUAUAUAUAAUAUACACAUACAUACAUAUAAAUUUACAGAAAACGAAAUAAAAAAGUAUUUUAGCUCAAGAUCUACGAUCUGAGGCGAGAGCAAGUAGGGAUUGAAGAUAAUGCUUUAUAUAUAUGUGCGGCUAAGAGGAAGACUUAUAUCCCGUGACUAUAAUAAUGCAUUUAUAGAAACCACUAUCAGAGACUAAUAUAUCUAUCUAUAUAUAUUAUUUUCCAAUACAUCUAUACAUUCAAUAAAAGUACAUAGAAGAAAUAAA
Molecule: messenger RNA, 1971 nt
Organism: Microplitis mediator
Lineage: Eukaryota; Metazoa; Arthropoda; Insecta; Hymenoptera; Braconidae
Product: microsomal glutathione S-transferase 1-like
Exons: 2
Coding region: 86-538 (150 amino acids)
Cellular component (GO): membrane
Source: RefSeq, a predicted model, not a curated record